AUGCCUGUCCGUCUUAUACCGGUUUAUAUCUGUGUGUCUGCAUUGCGUUCAUCUGGUUCCUGUGCGUUCCUUGAUCGGUUCAUGUCUGUCUGCCCGUCGGCCAUGUCUCUGUGCCCAUCUGACUUUCAAUGGAUUCGUGUUUGUUUUGACCGAUUCGUGUCUAUCUCUCAGUUGGUCUGUCUGCCUUGCAACCGGUUCGUGUCUAGCUGUAUAGCGUCUGGUUCAUGUUUAUCUGUUUUUUUUUUGUUGUUGUUUACGUCUGUCUGGUGUCUGCCUGUUUCAUCCAGUUCGUGUUUGUCUCUUAACUUGUUCAUGUCUGUCUAUCGCCUGGUUCAUGUUUGCCUUUCUCUCGAUUGGUUCAUAUCUGACGCUCGACCGGUUUGUGUUUGUCUCUUAGCCGGUUCGUAUCUAUCUGUCCUUCUUACUGUUGGUGUUUUUCCUAUCUCUCAGUCCAUUGGUACGACCGGUUCAUGUUUGUGCGUCUGUAUAACAUUCACCUUGUCUUUCUUGAUCGUGUCAUGUCUCUUGGCCGGUUCGUGUCUCUCGGCCGGUUCGUGUCUCAUGGCCGUUUCGUGUCUCUGUCUCUCGACCGGUUCGUGUCGAACCUGUCAGUCGCGCGUCUGGUUCGUGUCUCUUGGCCAUUUCAUGUCUCUCUGUCUCUCGGCCGGUUCCUGUCUGUCUCAUGGCCGUUUUAUGUCUCUCGAACGGUUCCUGUCUGUCUCUCGGCCGGUUCGUAUCUGCCUCUUGACCGUUUCGUGUCUCUCGACAGGUUCGUGUCUGUCUCUCAGCCGGUUCGUGUCUGUCUCGUGGCUGUUUUGUGUCUCUCGACCGGUUCCUGUCUGCCUCUCAGCCGGUUUCUGUCUGUCUCAUGGCCGUUUUGUGUCUCUCGACCGGUUCCUGUCUGCCUCUCAGCCGGUUCCUGUCUGUCUCAUGGCCGUUUUGUGUCUCUCGACCGGUUCCUGUCUGCCUCUCAGCCGGUUCCUAUCUGUCUCAUGGCCGUUUUGUGUCUCUCGAACGGUUCCUGUCUGUCUCUCGGCCGGUUCCUGUCUGUCUCUUGACCGUUUCGUGUCUCUCCGUCUCUCGACCUGUUUCUGUCUGGAUCUUGGACGGUUUGCGUCUGUCUCUCGGCCUGUUCGUGUUUCUCUGUCUUUUGAACUGUUCAUGUUUCCUUGA
This is a messenger RNA of Acanthosepion pharaonis, 1173 nucleotides long. NCBI's taxonomy places the organism in Eukaryota, Metazoa, Mollusca, Cephalopoda, Sepiida, Sepiidae. The record is from the annotation of a GenBank genome assembly.